AUGGAACAUCCACAAAAACUAGCUUUAGUUCUCGAUGAUCAAUCACUCACCUAUGCUGAACUUCUUCAUUCAUCACAACUUCUUGCUCAUCAUUUGACAGAUCGAUGUCAAAUACAACCAGAUGACAUUGUUGCUCAAUGUGUCGAUCGGUCUAUUGAAAUGAUCAUUGGUAUACUAUCGAUUCUGAUGAGUGGUGCAUCAUAUUGUCCUCUCUCUCCAAAUCAACCAUCAGCGCGACUUCUUUCAUUGAUUGAACAAGUCAAAACUAAAUGUGUUCUUAGUCAUAAUCGAACGAACACACUCAUCCCAUCAAGUGAUGUUGAUAUUAGUCGGAUAUUACCAUCGUUAAACCCGACAAAUUUCAGUGACAAUGAUGUUCUUAUCAAUAUUAACUCGAUUGCUUAUGUGGUUUCCACUAGUGGUUCAACAGGCAUACCAAAAUUGAUCCCGAUUAGUCACAAAAACUUUGCUGCAUGUAUUAAUGCUCUUUCUCAAUCUUCUAUCAUGAUGCAAAAUGAGACUGUACUACAAAUAACACCAACAACAUUCGAUAUUCACAUACAAGAAAUUCUUGGAACACUUUGGCUGGGUGGAUGCAUUUGUCUACUUCGACCCAAUGGAAAUCUUGACAUGAAUUAUUUAACAUCGGUCGUACAACGUAAUCAAAUUACCUUUGCCAUUACUGUACCAACACUUCUCGCCACAAUUGCUCAACAUGUGCACAAUUAUCAUGACAAGCAUCAUACAUUAAUCAGUUUACAACGACUUUGUUCUAUAGGAGAGCCUCUUCGACCACGAACAGCAUCUCUACUCUAUGACUAUCUAAACCCUUCUGCUGUUAUUUAUCAUCUUUAUGGGCCGACUGAAUGCAUUUUUGCAACGACAUUUCAUCAGAUCACCAAAGCUGAUCUGCAGUUAGAUUCCCUUCCGAUUGGUCGACCUCUUCUUGGUUAUAAAUGUUACAUACUCGAUAGUUAUUUGCAACCUGUUCUUGCUGAUCACCAGAUUGGUGAACUUUUCAUCGGUGGUGAAGCUGUAUUUGGUGGCUAUUUGCAUCGCUUGGAUUAG
Molecule: messenger RNA, 1068 nt
Organism: Rotaria sp. Silwood1
Lineage: Eukaryota; Metazoa; Rotifera; Eurotatoria; Philodinida; Philodinidae
Source: the annotation of a GenBank genome assembly